GGGAGGGGCAGGAAGGGCGGGGUAGCCCCGCCCUCACCCAGCCCCGCGGAGGGCAGCGCUUCCCCUUCGAAGUCGGCGUGAGCCGCGGUCGCCUGAAGUUGCCCGGAGCUCGGGAGUUCGGAGCGGAGGCGCCGGCAGCCCACACCUCGCUGAACACUUCCUGGAGAUCGCUCCGACCGGGAUGGGCGGCAGGACCUGGCUGCCGUUCCCAGUGCUCUUCCUGGCCGCUCUGCCCCCAGCGCUGCUGCGGGGGGCGGCCGGCUUCAAGCCCUCCUUGGACAGCGACUUCACCUUCACGCUCCCGGCCGGCCAGAAGGAGUGCUUCUACCAGCCCAUGCCCCUGAAGGCCUCGCUGGAGAUCGAGUACCAGGUUUUAGAUGGAGCAGGAUUAGAUAUUGAUUUCCAUCUUACCUCUCCAGAGGGCAGAACCUUAGUUUUUGAGCAAAGAAAAUCAGAUGGUGUUCACACUGUGGAGACUGAAGUUGGUGACUACAUGUUCUGCUUUGAUAAUACAUUCAGCACCAUUUCUGAGAAGGUAAUUUUUUUUGAACUGAUCCUGGAUAACAUGGGAGAAGAAGCUCAGGAACAAGAAGACUGGAAAAGAUAUAUUCCUGACACGGAUGUGCUGGAGAUGAAGCUGGAGGAUAUCCUGGAGUCCAUCAACAGCAUCAAGUCCAGACUGAGCAAAAGUGGCCAAAUACAAACUCUGCUUAGAGCAUUUGAAGCUCGUGAUCGAAACAUACAAGAAAGCAACUUUGACAGAGUCAACUUCUGGUCCGUGGUGAAUUUGACGGUCAUGGUGGUAGUGUCAGGUAUUCAGGUUUAUAUGCUGAAAAGUCUGUUUGAAGAUAAGAGGAAAAGUAGAACUUAAAACUGCAACAUAGAUUACUUAACAUUGGGAAAAAAAGAGGUAGAAAAUUCUAAUACACUGUUACAGUCAAGAUCAUUAGUAGUCCUUCCCCUAACAUUUUCAGAAAUUACAUAUAAGAUAUGUAAAAUAUACUAUGGAAAAUCAUUGUAUAUCCAGAUAACUUUAUUGACCCAGUUAUACACUUAAAUGUAUAUAACAGGUUAUCAUAUAUAAUUUAGAUUUGAUUGGAGCAAUUAGCAUUUUUUUUAGGUUUAAAAAUCUCUCCCAAAUAUGUAUAAAUUAAAUAAAUGAACAGUAACCAUAAGCACACCACCAGUUUGCUUUUACACAGAAAUUUCUCUGUAAAUUGGCUGGUACAAAAUAAUUUAUAAAGUUUGCAAAUCAUUUGAGUAUUAUAUAAUUAUGGACUGAAUAAGUCAGCUUUCCUCUAUUACAUCUUUCCAAAAAAAGUAAAUAUAUGUAUACCACUGAAAUAAUAUUUUUAAAUUUUUUUCUUUUGUUUUUUGUUGUUUUUUUUUCAAGACAGAGUUUCUUUAUGUUGCCCUUGUCCUGGAACUAGCUCUAUAGACCAGGUCGGCCUCAAACACUGAGAUCCACCUUCCUCCGCCUUCUGAACACUGGGAUUAAAGGCAUGUGCCACUACUGCCUGGCUAUUUUUAAGAAUUUUAUAACCAAAUACAAUGUGAAACAUUAUAGAAAACUAUUAGUUUUUGUAAACUUAGUUUACAUUCCCAAAAACUAACAUUUUGAUAAUUAAAUUGGAAAGGCAUUCUUUCCUCAAAAAUUAGGCAAUGUCUUUCUCAUUGAAAUGACAUCAUAAAGGUUUUCUUAUGUGAUGAUAUAAAUAGGGUAUUGAUGUUUAUGAGUAGGACACAUUCUGUCUAGACAUUAGCUAAAGUAAAAUGAGAUAAAAUGAAUGUAUUUUAUACUUCCCAUCAAAACUGUAGUACUGGUUUCUGCACAGCUGUUGGUUUGUUGUUGUUUUCCAGACAGGGUUUCUCUGUGUAGCCCUGUCUGUCCUCAAACUCACUUUGUAGACCAGGCUGCCCUCAAAUUCACAGAGAUUCACCUGCCUCUACCUCCCGACUUCUGCCUUUCAAGUGCUGGGAUUAAAGGUGUUACAUGGCCAAUAGCCAUUGGUUUAGAUAAUACACUGUCACCAGCAGGUGUGAGGGACACACUGCUGAAUAGAUCUGACCUUAUGUAAAUAAAUAGCUCCUAAGUUCUCAAAAUCACCAGAAUGAGGGAAAAAUUAGGUAAACUUGAGAAUACCAAAUAUAAAAGUUCACCUAAGUAGAACCAUAAUAUCUAGAAUCAAAUGGGCUCACCUUGCUAUCCCAAUUCUAAUAGAAAAGGGUAAUUUGAAGUUCACUGGUAGAAAUUAUUUUUGUCAUAGUUUUUAUUUUCUAAUUACUGUUUUCAAUUAUAAAUGUUCAGGUAGAUUUUAUAAAAUGUACAUCCUACCAUAAGAUUUAGUACUGUGGUUAUACAUAUUUAUUAUAGGUUUUAUUAUAAUUCUCACAAAAUUACCUAUGGUCACUUACGAAUUGAAGGAUUAAAACAAUCCCAAAUUAUAAACAGCUAAUGUGAAUAUAAAAGCCAAUACACACAAAAACAGUUUUUCUAGCUUAUUAGUCUGUGGUACAGUCUUAUUCAAGUACUAGUAAUUUAACUUCAUCAUGAAACAAUUAAAUUACACAAAUUUUUAGUGUUAUGAUAAAUCUAUUGUUAAUUAGAAAUAAUGAACAAUCAAAUCUGGGUAUUGUGCCCAUUUUAUAUGUUAUAUAUUGCUAUAACUCUUACUGAGCAAUAAUGAUCUUCCACUACCCUGCUAUCUCUCACACACACACACACACACACACACACACACACACACAAAACAUAUGGUAGGUACUCAGAGAAAUACUUCAUUUACAGUUUAUAUUCAGAAUAGUACAGAGAUAAUACUGUAUUUUUUCCUUCUUGGGAGAAGACUAGACAUUUAUUUCUCCCUAUUCAGAGGCUUUUCAAAACAUGAGAUAAAUGCCAUAUAUGAUCAGUAACUGGCCAAGAAAAUGCUCCAGUAUCGUAAGCAAAACUCCUACAGCACAUACAGAACAAAGUGAGAUCACCACCUAAAAAAGCCUUUUUCCACUUUCAAGUGGAAGGGAAGCAAUCUAUAACUGAUAAGCAGACUACACUUGAGUCUACUGUGUCUUUUCUGUAAGACUGUGAUUUAAGAAUUCUACCUCUUAGAUACAGCUGAUACUGUACUGUACCUAACACUGUACUUGUUACUAACAUCAUCUUGUAUGUAUAUAAUUUGUGCCACUGAUUUUUAAAUCUAUAAUUCAGUUACUUCCUGACAUUUAAAAUGGUAAUAGUAUCUUUAUUGAAAAAAAUAACUUACAAAUGUUAAAGGUUUUAUUUUUAUAAAAAUAAAAAGAUAUAAGAACCAUGUUGCUUGUAUUAAUCAUAAAAAGAAAAAUAAGCAAAAACCAAAAUGUUUAUUUUUAAAUGUAUAUUAUCUGCUUCAUGAGUCUUUUAAUGUUACUUUCUCAAUUAUACUAAAAUCAAAUAAGCCAUCACUUGAUCUGACUUUUACCUUGUUAACUGUAUACACUACUACAGUAGUUUAACAGAAGUGUGGAGAUGACCAUUCUGAAUUACAUUUGGAUCAUGUGCUCUUUUAUCAGGUCAAUAAACAAAAGGUAAAUAAG
Molecule: messenger RNA, 3570 nt
Organism: Arvicola amphibius (Eurasian water vole)
Lineage: Eukaryota; Metazoa; Chordata; Mammalia; Rodentia; Cricetidae
Gene: Tmed5
Product: transmembrane p24 trafficking protein 5
Exons: 4
Coding region: 182-871 (229 amino acids)
Biological process (GO): Golgi organization; intracellular protein transport; endoplasmic reticulum to Golgi vesicle-mediated transport
Cellular component (GO): endoplasmic reticulum; endoplasmic reticulum-Golgi intermediate compartment; COPII-coated ER to Golgi transport vesicle
Source: RefSeq, a predicted model, not a curated record